Chrysoperla carnea is the source of this 2020-nucleotide messenger RNA. It is a transcript of the gene HisRS, whose product is annotated as histidine--tRNA ligase, cytoplasmic. The coding region runs from base 152 to 2020 and encodes 622 amino acids. Gene Ontology annotation, cellular component: mitochondrion. The transcript is spliced from 7 exons. Gene Ontology annotation, molecular function: histidine-tRNA ligase activity; ATP binding. NCBI's taxonomy places the organism in Eukaryota, Metazoa, Arthropoda, Insecta, Neuroptera, Chrysopidae. The record is from RefSeq and is a predicted model, not a curated record. Gene Ontology annotation, biological process: mitochondrial translation; histidyl-tRNA aminoacylation.
GAAAGCCCCUACACGUCUGCCAAUCACGGAAAAAAUCUACUAUGAAUAAUAAGAUUACAUAGACAGUCAUUUCAUAUAUACCCGGACCUACUAACGUAAUAUAUUAUGUGAUUGAGUGAAAACACGUGUAAAAGAAAAUUCAAAACUUAAAAUGACAGAAAAUCGUGAAAAAUUACAAGAGUUAAUAAAAGAACAAGGAGAUCUAGUAAGAAAAUUAAAAGCAGCUAAAGAAUCGAAAGAUAAGGAAAUCAAUGGUUUAUCAGAAAUUAUUAACCUUGAGGAAAAACAUUUAAACAUAUUGGAUAAAAUACUUAGGAAUUUUAGCUACAUAUGUGGAUAUACUCCAACAAAAAUUGAUCAAUUAAUAUUUAAAAAUGUAAAAUCAAUCGAUAAUUUUCAUGAAAAAUAUUCAAAUUUUAUACGAUGGUAUAAUCAUAUCAAUAGUUUUUCAUCAAUAGAACAAAAUAAUUUUCCAAAUAGCAUAACAAUUCCAAAUGAAUUAGUAUUCUUAAAAAAUUCUACCGCCUUAAAAGAUCAGAUAGCCGAAGAAGUAGCAAAAUUAUUAGAAUUAAAAGCACAAUUAAGUAAUGAAGAUGGAAAUACAAGUGGACCACAAAAGUUUACACUUAAAACACCGAAAGGUACACGAGAUUUUUCACCUGAACAAAUGGCGUUACGUUCAAGUGUUCUAGAGAAAAUUAUUAAUGUAUUUAAAGUGCAUGGAGCUGAAACAAUUGAUACACCAAUAUUUGAAUUGAAAGAAGUACUUACAGGGAAAUAUGGUGAAGAUUCAAAACUAAUAUACGAUUUAAAAGAUCAAGGUGGAGAAAUAUUAUCAUUACGUUACGAUUUAACUGUACCAUUUGCACGAUUUUUGGCAAUGAAUAAAAUUAGUAAUAUUAAACGUUAUCACAUAGCGAAAGUAUAUCGACGUGAUAAUCCAUCAAUCACACGUGGACGAUAUCGUGAAUUUUAUCAAUGUGAUUUUGACAUUGCUGGCGUUUAUGAUCAUAUGAUUCCCGAUGCCGAAUGUAUCCGAGUUGUUUAUGAAAUUCUAACAUCAUUGCAGUUAGGUGAUUUCAUUGUAAAAAUUAACCAUAGACAAUUGUUAGAUGGAAUUUUUGAAGCAUGUGGUGUACCUGAAAGCAAUUUCCGCGCAAUUUGUUCGGCUGUUGAUAAGCUCGAUAAGUCACCAUGGGAUGAAGUCCGAAAUGAAAUGAUAAACGAAAAAGGUUUAAAUCCAGAAGUAGCCGAUAAAAUUGGUGAAUAUGUACGUUUAAACGGAAAAUUGGAAUUAGUUGAGAAAUUAUUAGCAAAUGAACAUUUAAUAAAAAAUAGCAAAACAGCUAAAGAUGGUUUGGAAGCAAUUAAAGUGUUGUUGAAUUAUUGUGAAUUGUACGGAGUUGUUGAUAAAGUGUUGUUUGAUUUAAGUUUAGCACGUGGUCUUGACUAUUAUACGGGCAUUAUUUACGAAGCAAUUUUAUUAGGUGAUCAUGGUGACGGAGAAGGUAUAUCUGUUGGUUCUAUUGCUGGUGGUGGUCGAUAUGAUAAUUUAGUUGGUAUGUUUGAUCCACGCCACAAACAAGUACCAUGUGUUGGUGUUUCCAUUGGUGUUGAACGUAUAUUUGCUGUAUUAGAAGCAAAAUUAGCUGCAAAUAACACAAAAGUGCGUACUACAGAAGUAGAAGUCUAUGUUGCAUCGGCUCAAAAGAAUUUAUUGGAACAUCGCAUGCGAAUAUGCAAAGAAUUGUGGGAUAAUGGAAUUAAGGCUGAACAACCAUAUAAAAAGAAUCCAAAACUGUUAGCACAAUUACAAUAUUGUGAGGAACAAGGUAUUCCAUUGGCCUUAAUUAUUGGUGAAUCAGAAAUACAAAAUGGUAUUGUAAAAUUACGUGAAGUUGAUACUCGUCAAGAGUAUGAAAUACCACGUGAUCAAUUAAUAAAAGAAAUUAAAUUGAAAAUUAAUAAUAAAAAAGUGAAUAAUGACAAUAAUUGUAAAUUACAAAAUGGCACCGUAUGA